This is a messenger RNA of Rodentolepis nana, 285 nucleotides long. Lineage: Eukaryota; Metazoa; Platyhelminthes; Cestoda; Cyclophyllidea; Hymenolepididae. The record is from the annotation of a GenBank genome assembly.
AUGGACAGUAAUAUGCCUUCACUUACGAGUAUGUGCUUGGAAGUCAUUGUAAGUAAUCUUACAUCACUGAUAGCCACUCAUCAGGAUCCUGAUAAGGAAUAUCCUAGCUAUUCCUGGCGAAAUUUUCCUUCAAACUGGCGGAUUGAGCCUCAACUGGCGAAGGAGUUAAUUAAAAGAUUGAAAAUUUGUGGCAAAUUUAUUCCAAGUCUGUUUACAACGGACUAUACAAUGCUGAGCUCCUUCGAACUUAACAAUCUUCAGUUCAAUUCCCAUUCGUGCUCUCCU